Plutella xylostella (diamondback moth) is the source of this 2021-nucleotide messenger RNA. RefSeq names its product cyclic GMP-AMP synthase-like receptor. Lineage: Eukaryota; Metazoa; Arthropoda; Insecta; Lepidoptera; Plutellidae. The record is from RefSeq and is a predicted model, not a curated record.
AAUAACUCUAUGGUUGAGAACGGAUCCGAUUUGUGUUUUGUUUUGCUUGUGACGUCUGUGGCUUGUGUUUAUUAUUUUGACGUUUAAAUUAAAUAAACAAAAACAAGUGAAGAUAUUAUUGAAGUGUGUUUAUUAUGUAGUACUUACCUACUCCACUAAAAAGUUAUUGAAAGACUGAAAAUCCUUAGCACAAAACGAUGGCCUCGAGAAAGAAAAAUAUGGAUGUGUUUCUUAAAGAAGUAUUUGUUAGAUACAUUGCCAUACAAGAUGCGGACUACAAGAAGGCCCAAUCAGUAUUCAACAGUGUGUUUGACCAAGUUAAGCAGAAGAUGUGUGAGCAAGACAGUUACUAUGGGAAAUAUGCUAACGAAGUGCUAAACGCGGGCAGCGUGUACGACGGCAUCAAGGUGGGGCGUCUCGACGAGUUCGACCUGGACGUGGUGGUGCGGCUCCCCAUCAGCUACGAGGACGGGGACCUCGGCAUCGUGGUCGAGAACCAGCGGCCCGGCUUCGUCAAGCUGAAGAUCGCCAGCGCCUUCGACCAUCUUGAUAAACAGCAGGACUGGGAGAAGUGCCACAAGGUGACUCGGGACUGGCGCGAUGCAGACAAGUACUUCCUACAGAACAAGUUCCGUCAGUGGAUGCACCGGGUGGUGCAGCGAGCGGUCAACGACCUCGGCGGACAGGUGUCUGUUGGCGACGUGGUGUAUUUGCUCACGUUCAAGGAGUCGGGGCCAGCGUACACUCUCAACAUCCGGAACCAGAAGGGGGCGGAGGCGUUCACGCUGGACGUGGACCUGGUGCCGUGCAUCCGGUUCAUGCUGCCGCGCUGGCCCGAGGGGUACAGGUCAGUAGAAGGCAGUCAAGAGAAGAAAUGGCUGGUGGUGCCGAAGCCCCUCAAGUCCUUGACCGACGCGACCCUCAAGAACCGGUGCUGGCGCCUCGCCUUCCACGACUUCGAGAGGGAACACAUCAAGGGCUGCGACCAUUUGAAGAUGACCAUCCGACUGUUAAAAAAACUACGCGACGCGCUCGAGCUGCGUGAGAUCGCCAGCUACUAUAUCAAGACGCUAUUCCUGUGGGAGAUCGACGAGCGACAGGACAAGAAGUACUGGCGGAACAAGAUCAGCGUGCUCUUCCAACACAUGACCAGGAAACUGUACGAGGCAGUCGACGCCCACAACAUCCCAUACUUCUGGCAGCGAGACCACAACCUCAUCGAGGGACUAAAACCCAGCCUGCAGAAACUAUACGCGAGUAAAUUGAAAAAUGUCGUCAAUAGAAUAGAGUCGAACGAUAUAGAUAGCGUCGUCGCGGCUCUACUGACUCCUGAAGAGUUGGUAGACUUUAGAAGCUCAGAGUUUUACCAAUCGUUUCCUGAGACGACUGUCGCGGAUGUAGUGCCGUCUCCGUCAGUCUCCCGACAAGAGUCAAACAAGUCCAUAACGGCAGUCGACGGAACCCAAAAUGUCACUAGAGAUAAUGAAACAAACGAGCUAUUGAGAGAGCUACUCGCGUCCAACAAGCGACUCGAAGGCAAGUUCGAAUCGCUUAUCAAAAGAAUCGAGAACAAAGUCGAUUGUUUAAGUAAGACUGUUGAUGAUCUCAAUGCUCUGGUAAGAGCUAAGCCGUCUAGUCAGACUGAAACAGGUGAUACUUUAGAUUCCUUAAAGGAUUUGAAGAUUUCUGAUGAAGAGAAUGUCAAAGAUACUCCAGUGAAUGGGGAAAUGAUUAUGAAUGUGCUCAGUAGCAUCAGUGCCGUAGAAACUGGCUCGGAUUUACUUAUAAACUUUUGAAACUUUUUUUAUGCGAUUUGUUAUUUUACUUAUUUACAUUAUAUUAUCACGUACCUAGUUCGUAAGACUGAGAUUAUUUUUGUUUUAGUUCAUACGGUCCCAUGGGCCAUGGGGCUAUAUAAGUAUGGUAUUCACUUUUCAUCCUAUUUUUAUGUUAUCAAAGUAAUUUGUGAUUUUAUUUUAUGUUUAAGGAUCUGUUUCAUAUUAAAUUUUUAUUACAAUUUU